UCAUUUCAAUUGUUUUGCUUAUCUCUCGCCCAAGGUACAACUUUCCGUUGACAUAUCGAAUUAAUUCAACACCAAGCCCGGGUAGGCAUUCACCGCUAUAUAUAUCGCCCUUCCGUUUCAACAACAAUAACAAUAACAACGACUUAAAUUCCACCCAACCUAGACCGCAAAAGCAGCAAUGCCCCUCGACACCUCGACCUACGACCUCGCGCUCCUGCGCGUCGACGGCCGCCGCUGGAACGAGCUGCGGCGUCUGCACGGGCAGAUCCGCACGCAGGCCGCCGCGGACGGGUCGUCGUACCUCGAGAUGGGCAACACGAAGGUCAUGUGCGUGAUCACGGGCCCCAGCGAGGACGCCGGCAAGCGGCGGGGGGGAUCAGCGUCGUCGGCGUCGGCGUCGACGGCGCCCGGGGGCACGAAUGGCGCCGACGUCGUCGUGAGUAUCGUGGUGGGGGGAUUUAGUUCCGUUGAUCGGAAGAGGAGGGGGAGGGGGGAUAAACGCACCCAAGAGCUCCAAGCAACGAUCGCCAAAGCCCUCGCCGCAACCCUACACGUGAACCUCUAUCCGCGCUCGACGAUAGGCGUCUCUCUGCACGUCCUCAGCCAAGACGGCUCGCUGCUCGCAGCCCUCAUCAACGCCGCCACGCUCGCGCUCGUCGACGCCGGCGUGCCCAUGACCGAUUACCUCGUGGCGUGCACGGCGGGCAGUACGUCGACGCACUCGGCUGGCGACGAGGGCGCCGACCCGCUCGUCGACCUAAACACGCAAGAGGAGCAGGAGCUGCCGUUCCUGACGCUCGGGACACUGGGGGCCACGGAUAAGAUCGCUGUCUUGGUAUGCGAGACGCGCGUGCAGGUCAGUAGGCUCGAGGGUAUGAUGGCGUCGGCUGCGGACGCGUGUAAAGGUGUGCGCAACUUUCUAGACCAGGUCGUGCGUGAAAAGGGACAUAAGAUGGUAACAGAGGGCACGAUUAAGAAAGGUGCUAGUAUGGCGAUGGAUAUCGAUGUCUAGGGUUUAUGUUAUAGUCAAG
This is a messenger RNA of Xylaria bambusicola, 1031 nucleotides long. Its product is annotated as ribosomal protein S5 domain 2-like protein. NCBI's taxonomy places the organism in Eukaryota, Fungi, Ascomycota, Sordariomycetes, Xylariales, Xylariaceae. The coding region runs from base 179 to 1012 and encodes 277 amino acids. The transcript is spliced from 2 exons. The record is from RefSeq and is a predicted model, not a curated record. Gene Ontology annotation, biological process: nuclear mRNA surveillance; U4 snRNA 3'-end processing; poly(A)-dependent snoRNA 3'-end processing. Gene Ontology annotation, cellular component: cytoplasmic exosome (RNase complex); nucleolus; nuclear exosome (RNase complex).